Rhineura floridana is the source of this 2846-nucleotide messenger RNA. It is a transcript of the gene LSM5, whose product is annotated as LSM5 homolog, U6 small nuclear RNA and mRNA degradation associated. Gene Ontology annotation, biological process: mRNA splicing, via spliceosome. The coding region runs from base 203 to 391 and encodes 62 amino acids. The transcript has 5 exons. NCBI's taxonomy places the organism in Eukaryota, Metazoa, Chordata, Lepidosauria, Squamata, Rhineuridae. The record is from RefSeq and is a predicted model, not a curated record. Gene Ontology annotation, cellular component: U4/U6 x U5 tri-snRNP complex; Lsm1-7-Pat1 complex; U6 snRNP. Gene Ontology annotation, molecular function: RNA binding.
GAGAGGUGGUAGCAGAACGAAGUUGAAAUGCGGAGGCAGCUGUGCUGUGUUGCCUCAAUGGGUUUGCAGAGUAUGGUAGUUGUGUGUGUUGAGAGUGCCGAAAAGAAACGAGGAGUGUGGUAUAAACACUGAAUGAGAUGCAGAGGGGCGUUGAUUUACAGAACUGGUGGACAAGUGUAUAGGCUCACGCAUUCACAUUGUGAUGAAAAGCGAUAAAGAAAUUGUUGGCACGCUCCUAGGAUUUGAUGACUUCGUCAACAUGGUAUUGGAAGAUGUUACAGAAUUUGAGAUCACACCUGAAGGACGAAGAAUCACAAAGCUGGAUCAGAUUUUGCUCAAUGGAAAUAACAUAACAAUGCUGGUUCCUGGAGGAGAAGGACCAGAAGUGUAAAUAAGGUCAUUUGCCAUCACUGAAGACUUCCUGUUCAGUCUUCUGUAGGAAUGAAUAUCUUGAUGAAACUUGAUGAGUGUUUUAUUUUUUACAUUUCAAGUUGAUAUAAAGCAAAAUUUCCAUUUCAGGAAAAAAUGCACCGUUAGUGAUGACUUUGUAAGUUGAAAUCAUGACUUUGUUGUAAAGGCAAAAUGAACUUGUUGUUCAGAGAAAGGCAAUAAAGAGGUUUUUUUUAUAAAAAUGUUGGAACACUGUUUUUGAACUUUGGCAUGUUGGAUGUCAGCUGAAACCAUGAAUCUUUAAUUGUUCUUGUGCAGACUACUUAGAGCUGGUUAUAAGUAUUUCUUCUCUUAUCUACAUUGUAUACAAGCUAGUUAAGCUGUGACUCCCAAUGUGUGUGGAAAUUGUUUUCUCCUAUAAGUCUCUCCAAUUCUCCUUCCUUUGUCCCCUCUAGAUUCCUCUAAAGCACUAUUCUUCAACUUGGGUCCCCAGAUGCUGAUGGACUACAGGUCCCAUCAUCCCUGACCCUUUACCAUGCUAUCUGGGAAUGAUGGCAGUUGUAGUCUAAUAACAUCUAGGGACCCAAGGUUGAAGAACAGUGCUCUAGAGAUCCAGGCUAUGAUAGUAAUAUGCUUGUUAAAAUAUUUUGAUUUUAUUUUUGUCAGAAGAAAACAAAUGUUAUCUGCUUGAUAGAUUGAAAUAGAAGUGAGGGACCGGAUAUAUUUCUAUCUAUAGGAGUAUUUUAUCACUAAAUCCUUGUCAUAGUAUACCUUAUGCUCCAUAUCAUUCACUUCAUUAAAACAUGUCUGGUCAGAGAAAUGGCUUGACCUUUAAUUAAUCUAAUAGAACAAAGACGUGGAGAUGUUGAUCAAGAACAAAUUAAAGCACUUGGAAGGAAGAAAAUGUAGUUGUACCCUUUAAAAGAGAGGCAUCACAGUCAAUUCUUACAAGAUUUAAAGCUGUUCUAAACUGUCUUUGUAGUACAAUAUUAUUCAGAAGGUUGAGGGUGGACUUCCACAAAAUAACUACACAUGAGAUUGGUCUUAUAUGCUUACUUUGGAUUUAUUUGUUUUUUAAGUAAUUUUCCUCACAGAAGUAGUGCAGAUAUUUCCACCUGGUUAGUCUUAAAAAUAUUACAGCAGUCAGUAUAUUUGAACAUUUUUAUAGAGUUUAUAGGAACAAAACUAGCAUUCCACUCAAAAAUACAUUUACUUGGAAGUUAAUUUUACUGACUACUGUGACCUGGUUCACAUGUAACACCAAGGUGCUUUCCUUAAAUUUGCGCUGAUCAGCUGACAUUUCUAGUUUACUAGAAUUUGACUGAGAAGGGUAUCUUUUUCAUUGACAAGUACUGGAGGAAAAAAGUUGAAUUAACUAUGUGUAGGGUAACAGGAAUUUCAUUUUCUAUAGAGACACAAACAAUUAAAUAGUUUGCAGAGUUGAGUGUUCUGAAAAGAUGUGGUGUUAAAUCAUGCCAUAUGAGAUGUUGUCCUGUUUUAAUUAAUGUACAGUAAGCAAAAACUGUAAAGGGAAACAAGUUCAUUCUGCUCAGCACCUUAAAUCCUGUUCCUGUAUCUAUAGGCUAUGAGUACAUUUAUGCUCUGUUAUAGUGGCAGCCUUCCAUAUCCCCUGAAAAGCCCCUACCAAAGACUGGCCUCAAAGCAAAAUGGACUGGAACAAGGAUAGGAUCCUUGUCCUUGUAUGCAAAUGUGUCUUCUGAUUUAAGUUGGAUUGGCUUUCCAGAGGACUGGUCUUGUGCCCACUAGAGGGAGUUGAUGCAAGUGAAGGAAUAAUUGUAUGGCAAAACCCCAAAGGGAAUACAAAAUGCAUGGGAUUGGAACUAGCAGUGUGUAUUUUGCCUUUAAAAUAAAAACAUGCUUUACACUGGAUUUUUUUUAAAAAAAACAAUUUGUCAUGUGGUUACAACAUGAAAAUAGUAUUGGUAAUUCCAUUUCCUCUAUACUUUCAGAAUUUCAUUAUUAUACAGAUGAAUUCUCAAAUUCUUAUUCUUGCAGAAUGACAAAACAUUAGUAGGGAACUGUGCAAAUGGGAAAACAACAUAGCAUUUUAAUUGAACUAUUCCACCUUGCAGACAGUGUACUGUAAGUUAUAUAGUGAAGAGAGGAAGAAAAUUCUAAUGAUUCUUCCAGAUUUUAUAGUUAUCUUGCCCAAAUUUACUCUCAUUUGUAUAAUUUAAUUUCUGCUUGUUAUAAUCUUCCAUUUAUGUUUCUUAAUCUCCAUUUAAAUGUUCACACUUCUAUGAAAUUCUUGUUUAGUGUCAACAUUGUACUAAUUGUAUUCAUGUUGCAAUUUGAGAAAAGCGCAGUGGGAGUCCUUAACUGAAUUCUUUAGAAGAACUCAAUUAUAGAAUGUUGUGCAGUUUAUAAUAUAUAAAUAUAAUAUAUUAUCAGUUUAGUGGGAGCUACUUGGCUGUAUUAAAUCUAACUCAAAAUUA